AUGCCCAGACCGAUUCCGUUUCCACGAUCAACGUCAAACUUGAAAGCGCGUGCCGCCUCCGACGAUUUCGAGCAUCCAGUGGCUCGAUCCAGAACGAGGAUUUUCCCGGAAGACACCUCGAAGCUGCCCCAGAAAGGCAAUCAGAAAAUGCCACGAGGAGUCGUUGAAGAGCUCAAGACAAAGCUCAACAACAACGAUUUUCGUGCCAUACGAAAUUCCCUUCAAUCGAUUAACCUUCGAAGCGAUCCGUCAUCGUUUGCUGAUCGCGCACCAACACAUCCACAGUAUCGCCUUUUCGGAGACACUCUUUCUGAAGGAGGGGAAAUCAAGGAGUUUGGACAAUCUCGCCGACACCUUCGUCUCUAA
Molecule: messenger RNA, 366 nt
Organism: Ostertagia ostertagi
Lineage: Eukaryota; Metazoa; Nematoda; Chromadorea; Rhabditida; Trichostrongylidae
Source: the annotation of a GenBank genome assembly